CGGUGACCACUCUAACGAGGGCCCGUCCCGCCUGGACUCCUGGCGUGGGGAGAACCUUGCACCUUUGACUGGUGCCAUUGCCAGUUUGACCGACUCCGCUAUGGACUUACGCGGCUCCAAAAGGCUGUCGUAGGUGUUAUGUGGUUGGGAAUACUGGCGAUGCGGUCCUAAACUCACUUCCCGGUUCACAUUCACAGGUUUCACACAAUGGGUUCUAUAUAUAUAUCACCAACCUUGAUAAUCAGAGUGAAGGGGCAGCACGUGGUCUUGUCACGAUGGUUUAUGCUCUGGCUGCAAAAACGACAACGCGAGCGACAACACCAGGGACGGCACCAGCGACAACGCCAGCGACAACGCCAGCGACAACGCGUCGAUACCUUGACUUGUCACUUGUUCAGGUCACUGAGAAAAAAAAAUUUAAAUUCUCUUGGAUCUGGAUGCCGCGUCUCGUCAAAGACACAGUUGAUAUCGUCCUUCAAAUUGCUCAAUAUCCCUGCCUCUGUCACCGACAAGAUACCCACAACGUCCUUGCCUCUGCAACUUCACAGCCAACAUGUCCGAUCACGGCGUGGAUCCGGCUUAUCUCGAACUUGUCGCGCGAGAUGUGGCUUUUCGCAUAGCCGUCCAGGACUUCAUACACCAUCACCCUCCUGAAUCUGUCACACCGUUUGUACGAGGCGCACUUCACAACAUGGUCUUCAGUUACUACGGCACCAGUCAAAAUAUGCAAAUGCAGCGUCACAUCCUCCAGUUGCACGACACCUACAAUCUGGAAGGGUUGAUGGACAUGGCUUUGCUUGACAAUAUCCGCCAAACGGUCAACGCUCCUGCCACCAUGGAUCCAACGCAGAGUCCGGUGGCUUAUGGAGGCAGUCCAGCCCAAAUCUCAGCCCUUUCGACCUUUCCAAGCAACCAGGUGCAGCCAGGGCCACUAAAUGCUGCCGCCCCAUCCCCAAACGGCAAUGCAAAUACGAACACAAACCUCUUGUCCGGUAAUCCUUCUUCACCUGUGAUGGCGGCUGCAUCGAACGGCACCAUCAACCGCAAUCCAGCUGGCACUGAGCGCUGUGUGACCACCAAGGAUGGAGAUCCGCGCUGGGCAUACAAGUGUGACGCUUGUGGGCAUGAGAUCAGGUUCCGUAGUGAAUUCGUGCGGCAUGUCAAGAUCGCACUGGGGCGAGUUGGCUUCCGGAUUGUGAAGGCCGACCCAGCAAACGACCCUCUCUGGUAUGGGAUGGACGAUGCCGGGAAUGUGUAUACGGGGGACAUUGUCGCCAGGCAGGGCGCGAGGGCCGGAAUGAAACCACGGAUCCCACCUCCGUGUGGCCCACAGAUAACCGCCCAUCGGAAGCAAAUUCGGAUGGACGCAACGGACAACCACGCAGAUGAUGGCGAGGAGGACGAGGAAGCCAAUGAAUGACAUGGACGAUGACGAUAGUCAAGGCACUGGGCUGCUUUCCCUGCGACAGAGGGGCUACGUAUGAGAAAUGAGGGCAAAGCAGGUGGACUGAGCCAGAGAAGGCCGUCGAUGCUAGAAUAGCCGACGAAUGCAAAUCAUCCACUGUU
This is a messenger RNA of Cladophialophora immunda, 1566 nucleotides long. RefSeq lists its product as uncharacterized. The transcript has a single exon. The coding region runs from base 554 to 1420 and encodes 288 amino acids. Lineage: Eukaryota; Fungi; Ascomycota; Eurotiomycetes; Chaetothyriales; Herpotrichiellaceae. The record is from RefSeq and is a predicted model, not a curated record.